GGAUCGUCGAAAGGCUUUUGCGGAUAUUGCGGUAUAAGCAUCUGUUCAUUUUCUAUAUAAGUCCGAGAGAGCCGACUUUAUCAAAGUAUUAAAUUUGAACGAGAGAUCCGGUUUUAUCAAAGUAUCAAACUUGAAAAGAAACAGAAAUGCCAACAACAAAAUUCAGCGUCGAGGAGAAGUAUAGUUACCUGGAGGGGUUUGGAGGGUAUCAUCAGUCGGAGGUUGUGAGGGGCGCGAAUCCGGUGGGGAUUAAUAGUCCACAAGUUCCGGGUUUUGGGUUGUGUACUGAGAGGAUUUCUGGAACUUCGUUCACGGCGCCAAGAGCAACCAACUUACAGACAUGGAUGUAUCGUGUUCAUCCUUCUCUAUCUCAAGGAAAGUUCUCAGCGAUAUCCACAACAGAUAAUCCGCCAAAAUUUCAGCUUUCUCCCAAUCCACUGCAAUGGAAUGACUUCCCAAUGGAACCUGGCCAUGAUUGGAUAUCUUCUCAGAAAACACUAGCAAGAUCUGGAGAUCCUGCAACGAAGGCUGGUUUGGCGUAUCUUGUAUAUUCCGCAUCCAAAGACAUGGAUCCGCAAACCGUCUUCUUCUCAGCUGAUGGUGAUUACUUGAUCAUCCCACAUGCUGGGACGCUUGAUAUCCAGACUGAGCUGGGAAGCCUUCUUGUCCGGCAGAAUGAGAUUGCUGUUAUUCCUAGAGGUAUCAGAUAUAGGGUGACUGUUCCGAAUGGUCCUGCGAGAGGGUAUAUCUGUGAGCUUUUUCAGGGACAUUUUCAGUUGCCAGAAUUGGGACCUAUUGGUAGUUGUUCCCUUGCAAACGUCCGAGAUUUCCAAAUCCCAACCGCUCAUUUCGAAGGCAGCAUCGAGAACGGAAUAGCAACCUGCCAACCUUCCAACUGGAGCGUAAUCAUCAAACUCGCCGGAAAACUAUACUCUCGCACCCAGGAUCACACCCCAUUCGACGUCGUCGCUUGGCAUGGUACAUACUACCCCUACAAAUACGACUUAGGCCGCUUCAGCGUGAUCGGAAGCACACUCUUCGACCAUCCCGACCCCAGCAUUUCUACCGUCUUAACAGCGCCUUCGCAUCGAGAGCCCGGAACGGCGGUGGUGGAUUUUGCCAUCUUUCCGCCAAGAUGGUAUGUGAUGGAGGAUACGUAUUGGCCGCCGUAUUUCCAUCGGAAUACUAUGAGUGAGUUUAUUGGUGUUGUAGUUAAUAGCCAGGAUGAGGGGAAAGGGGAGGGGUUCAAGCCUUUGGGAGCGUUGUUGAAUAAUCCGAUGGUGCCGCAUGGGGUGGAUGAGAAGGCGCAUGAGGAGGCGAGGGUGAAGGUGUUGGGGCCGGAGAAGGUUGGGAUGGAGGGGUAUAUGUUUUUUCUUUUAGAGGCGGAGGCGAUGAUGGCUGUUAGUGAUUGGGGGAUGGAUGCUGCUGCAGGAGCUGAUGUUAAGGCCAAAUUGUGAUAGGGUUUGCUGUUGUUUCGGAAUGUACG
Messenger RNA from Mollisia scopiformis, 1486 nucleotides. RefSeq names its product homogentisate 1,2-dioxygenase. Gene Ontology annotation, cellular component: cytoplasm. Gene Ontology annotation, molecular function: homogentisate 1,2-dioxygenase activity. The record is from RefSeq and is a predicted model, not a curated record. Bases 147 to 1457 code for a protein of 436 amino acids. Lineage: Eukaryota; Fungi; Ascomycota; Leotiomycetes; Helotiales; Mollisiaceae. The transcript is spliced from 4 exons. Gene Ontology annotation, biological process: L-phenylalanine catabolic process.